Tupaia belangeri chinensis (Chinese tree shrew) is the source of this 1271-nucleotide messenger RNA. It is a transcript of the gene FOXR1, whose product is annotated as forkhead box R1. The transcript is spliced from 6 exons. NCBI's taxonomy places the organism in Eukaryota, Metazoa, Chordata, Mammalia, Scandentia, Tupaiidae. The record is from RefSeq and is a predicted model, not a curated record. Gene Ontology annotation, cellular component: nucleus. Bases 120 to 1007 code for a protein of 295 amino acids. Gene Ontology annotation, molecular function: sequence-specific double-stranded DNA binding; DNA-binding transcription factor activity. Gene Ontology annotation, biological process: regulation of DNA-templated transcription.
CUGCCCUCGGCGCCGUCGCUGGUCCGUCUCUCCUCUCCCUGAAAGUGGACCUCAGACUGCAAAGCCGGGCCUUCUGGUACAGCCUGCAUGGCCAGGUGCCCGGCUUGCUGGACUGGGACAUGGGCAACGAGUGCUUUCUGACCUUCAUCACUGAGCACCUGCCCUUGGCGGAGCAGAAACUUGCAAGAUACAAGCUCCGAAUAGUCCACCCACCACGAUUUCCUCUGGAAAGAAAGCCCAACCCUGAUGGAGAUGGUCCGGAUUUUGAGCCUAACCUGUGGAUGUGGGUGAACCCCAACAUCGUGUACCCCCUCGGAAAGUUGGAAGUCGCAGCAUAUAGUAAGAAGGAAGAGCUGACAAGCACACUCUCCUCCCCUCGGCCACCCCCAAAGGAUGAAGAUGCCAGCUGCUCGGAGUCCACCGAAGUGGAAUCGCUGCCACUUUCCUCCGGCGAGCGGAGUCCUCCCCGGAAGCGGAAACGGGCCGCCCCACUGCUUAGGGAUAGCGGAAGGUCACUGGAAGAGGAGGAGGCUGAGGACCGGGAUGACAGCUCCUCUGUGGCCCUCCCGUCCCCCCACAAAAGGGCCCCCCUCCAGAGACGGAGGCUUCUGCAAGCCAACAGCCAGGAGGGGAGGCUGUGGCCCCGGCCCCCUCUCAAUUACUUCCAUCUAAUUGCCCUGGCAUUAAGAAACAGUCCCCCCCGGGGCCUCAACGUGCAACAGAUCUACAGUUUCACUCGACAACACUUCCCCUUUUUCCGGACGGCUCCAGAAGGCUGGAAGAACACCAUCCGGCACAACCUCUGUUUCCGAGACAGCUUUGAGAAAGUGCCAGCCAGCGUGCAGGGUGGGACCAGCACACGGCCUCGGUCCUGCCUCUGGAAGUUGACCGAGGAGGGACGCCGCCGCUUUGCAGAAGAGGCCCGUGCCUUGGCUUCCUCUCAGCUGGAAACCAUCCAACGGUGCAUGAGCCAGCCAGAUGUGAUACCUUUCCUCUUCGAUCUUUAACGCCGAGACACGAGAGUCCACCCGCGCCUUAUUAAAGUUACCCUCUGCAGCUUUCUGUGUGUGUGUGUGCAUGUGUACGCACCUGGUAUCCGAGGAUGGGUUGGGGUGGAGGGUGAAGUUCAGCUCUAAGGAUGAAAAUGGGAUGCCCUCAGAGCUGGGGGAUGCUUCUGAGCAAGGUGGGCAGCUGCCUGGGAUGCAGCAAAGUGAGCCCUGAGUUCUUUCCCAGAGGACAAAGUUCAGCCCUCUUCAGGGCCCUGGGGCAUC